AUCCUUCAACCAAAAAAAUAGUAAACAAAAAUCGGAAUCGUUAGUCCUGAAUUUCUGGCGAUUUUUCUGGUGUUCAGCUUUCAAAAAGUGCUUAAUAUAAAUAAAUAUUCGAUUGAAGACUUCGUUCCAUAAAGUGACUCCCCAAAUCAUUCAAGAUUCCUUCGUUUAUGGAGAAAUUUGUGCUGAAAGUGGAGAAAAAGAUAGAGAUGUUCAUGGCAAAGUAUGAAUUUCACAUCAAGGAGUACGAUCAAAUUGAAAAGAGAUUGAUGCUUAUGUGCAGACAGUGUAAUCAGAGGCCCAUGACGAGAAAGAGGAAGGAACAAAAAGAGACAUUGCGAUCGAAGGCGAGAUUUCAUAAGGAGCACAUCCUCAGGAACAUCGAGGCCAUAAGAGCUGUGAUGACAUCGAUGAGGAUAAUCACUAGACGAUACUUGAUCCAAAGGAGACGCAGACAGACACGAGAAGCCCAUCGUCUGCGAAACAACAACCAAGCCCCCGAGGAUUAGCUCUGCCCAAUCUCAAACACUCUGUGAUAUUGAAAAAACCUUAACUUUAUUCUAUUUACAAUUAACCACUGUAUAUACCUAGUUUUCUAACCACAUCGCUGUAACGUUUACAAACACGAAUUAAA
This is a messenger RNA of Fopius arisanus, 631 nucleotides long. RefSeq lists its product as uncharacterized. The coding region runs from base 168 to 506 and encodes 112 amino acids. The record is from RefSeq and is a predicted model, not a curated record. The transcript has 6 exons. Lineage: Eukaryota; Metazoa; Arthropoda; Insecta; Hymenoptera; Braconidae.